UUUUUCCAUUUAUUAGGGCAAACAAAUUCAGUCACCAUGAGUUGGAGCUUUCUGACUCGCUUGCUAGAGGAGAUCCACAAUCAUUCCACAUUUGUGGGGAAGAUCUGGCUUACUGUGUUGAUUGUCUUUCGGAUUGUCCUUACAGCUGUAGGAGGAGAGUCCAUCUAUUAUGAUGAACAGAGCAAAUUUGUGUGCAACACAGAGCAGCCAGGCUGCGAGAAUGUCUGCUAUGAUGCUUUUGCACCCCUCUCCCAUGUGCGCUUUUGGGUAUUCCAGAUCAUCCUGGUGGCAACUCCCUCAGUGAUGUACCUGGGCUACGCCAUUCAUAAGAUAGCUAAAAUGGAGCAUGGUGAAGCAGACAAGAAGACAGUUCGGAGCAAACCCUAUGCAAUGCGUUGGAAACAACACCGAGCUCUAGAAGAAACAGAAGAGGACCAUGAAGAGGACCCCAUGAUGUAUCCAGAAAUGGAAUUAGAAAGUGAAAAAGAAAAUAAAGACCAGAAUCAGCCUAAACCCAAGCAUGAUGGCAGACAGCGGAUUCGGGAGGAUGGACUCAUGAAAAUCUAUGUGCUGCAGUUACUGGCAAGGACCGUAUUUGAGGUGGGUUUUCUGAUUGGUCAGUAUUUUCUAUAUGGCUUCCAAGUCCACCCAUUUUAUGUAUGCAGCAGACUUCCUUGCCCUCAUAAGAUAGACUGCUUUAUUUCUAGACCCACUGAAAAGACCAUCUUCCUACUGAUAAUGUAUGGUGUUACAGGCCUUUGCCUAUUGCUAAAUAUUUGGGAGAUGCUCCAUUUAGGGUUUGGGACCAUUCGAGACUCACUCAAUAGUAAAAGGAGGGAACUAGAAGAUCCGGGUGCUUAUAAUUAUCCUUUCACUUGGAAUACACCAUCUGCUCCCCCUGGCUAUAACAUUGCCGUCAAACCAGAUCAAAUUCAGUACACUGAACUGUCCAAUGCUAAGAUUGCCUACAAGCAAAACAAGGCCAACAUUGCCCAGGAACAACAGUAUGGCAGCCAUGAGGAGAACCUCCCAGCUGACCUGGAGACUCUACAGCAAGAGAUCAGAAUGGCUCAGGAACGCCUGGAUUUAGCAAUUCAGGCCUACAACCACCAAAACAACCCCCAUGCUCCCCAGGGGAAAAAAGCCAAAGUUGGUUCCAAAGCUGGGUCCAACAAAAGCAGUGCUAGUAGCAAAUCAGGGGAUGGGAAGACCUCCGUCUGGAUUUAAUCUUGGCCAGGCUUAAAACUUGUGCUUUUCAUAGUUUAUGGUAAGCAACGGCUCACUGAAUAAUGACUUCCAUUGAGUAAACAUUUGGCUCUGGUUAUCUUCAGGGAUGCUGUUGGCUCAUGAUCCAAGCUCAGGGGACUCUGAAGAUGGGGCUGGAACAAAGGGGAGAGAAAGGGAAACACAGUGUUCCUCCUCAUAUGUUCCAUCAUAAUACAAUUGCAGAACUUUACAUUUGUGUCUUCCAGAUCUGGAAAAGAACAGAUAUAUUUAAAUCAUUCUUGUUGAACAGUUUUUGUAUGUACAGUAUUAUGGUACCUUUUUUUUUUUAGUAUGAAAACUUUGUUUUUGUAUUUGUAUAUUGGACCACUGUAGUUACACUUUUAUAUUAAAGGGGGAAAAUCCUUAUAGGUAACGCCUAUCAGGCUAACGUUAUUACUUCGCUCAUCAAAUUACAGCCUGGGUUUAAUGUUUUAAUAGAUAACUAUACUUAACAAAAGUGCCUCAUGUUGAAGGGAGGAUUUCAGGUAUGUAAGAAGACAAAGGAAAGGAUAUUAGCUUUUAAUUUUGGAAAGAGUAUACAGUAGAAUGAGGUUGAGAUCUUCACUACUUGAGAAAUUUUUUAAAGUCAUUCAUAUGCCCAGUGUUGUAUUCAGUCUUUGAAAACCAACUUACAUUUUCAACAGAGAAAAAUGAUUCACUGCAGAAUUUCUAUAAAUAUCAAGCAUUGCCAAUAUAUGCUUUAAUGAUGAUGUAUAUAUAUAUAAUUUAAGUUUUGUGUAAGGUGUUCCUGAAGGGUAUGGAGACCCUGACUGGAGUUGUACUAUUUAUUCCCUUAUCACAAUGCAAAUCCACACUUGGAAAAUGAGCUGAUAGGAUGUUUAAUUGUAGACCUGUUUGACUUGCUUUAAAGCUUUAUCCAGAAACCUGCUUUUCUCUGGUUUCUCAAGAAGCCAGUGAUGGAUGGAAAUACAAAAAUCCCCUUGUAGGCUAAGAAUUCUUUUUUAAAAAGAGAAAAAAAAAAAAAAAAAACACUACAGAUGGCAGAGACCUAAGUUCAAAUUCCAUAUUUUUCAAUAAUUUACCAUGGAACUUAUGUAACUCUGGCAAUGUAAUUUUUUUUACCUAGAAUGGCAGUCGGGUCUGUGAAUCUGUCUGUAAAUAGAUCUAGAAAGAAUUUCAGUAUUUACUCCCUACAUGCAUAUCUGUUUGUCACUGACAAGCACUAAUAUUCACAUAACACUCAUAACUUGGAGUAUUUUAUUUACCUUUUUCAGCCGUUUAUUUUAGAGAGCUUUCCUCUUCCUGUCAUUGUUAAACAUCAUUUCUUAUAAUUUGUGAGUUUCUAAGUAAGAACUUGGUAAAGAUUUAAAGGAAGGAGCCUUUACUUCAUAAAGGAGCAUUCAUUUCAUUUGGGAUGUUUCACUCUUAUAAAAGCUAUUAUAAACCAUCUCUGACUUUGAAAUUCCAUAAAUUUUUUCUAAUGUCUUGUUUUUAACAUUAAUUUUUUUUUUAUUUAGGUGAAUCUUAGAACAAUAUCCUUUUUCCCCUGUUGUUCUCCAUUGCAUUUCUCUGUCUCUGCCAUCAAAAAAGAAACUCAUUAGGAAAUGGAAACUUAUCUUCUAGGCAUACAUUUUACCUUUAUUUUGCUUUUUUUUAAUACUUAAUUUUAGUCUAGAGAAAUUUCUCAGAAUAUCUAAACAUCUUAAGCAAAACGAAAACUUGGAUGGGGCCAAAGGGAAAAUUUUGCAAAAUGAUAUGCAUGUGUAUAUUUAGGAUAAUUAAUAGACAAGUACAGUUUCAAUGAAACCAAGUAUUAAAUAAGGAAAUUCAUACAAUUAUUAUAAGAAACAGGCAAGAUUUUCAAAGCCUAAAUGAAACAAAGACAAAGAACUAGACAUUAUCAUUAGUGCUUCAAGCAUAUUUCUCAAUUGAAGGACAGAAAAUACACAUACACUCAUGUCCAUCUAUUCAGAGCCUAAAGGAGAACAGAGUUGCUUCGCCAGAGGAAAGGUUGCAGAUUUGAGAGUGUUGGAGAGAGGAGUCAAGCAGAAAUGCCAAGCAAAGACAUUUGGUGCCAGAAGCAUCCACUUAGUUUCUACAAAACAGUGCUCCUGGCAUUUAAUCUGAUGAGAAUGUUAUCUUUCAUGUCUGGAUAAUUCUUUGACUUCUUAAAAUAUAUGGAAAGAUAUUCCAAGUCACUUUCCAUGUGCACACAGUUGUAAAAGCUAUUUUUAUUCUCUUCCUAACUUUCUAUUAUCACAUGAACUUCCCAGCUCUGUUUUCUUGGUACAUUUCUUUCAGUUUUUGAACAUACAAGUUUGCCAAAGCCAUUUUUUCCUAAUGAUUUAUGGGCCUACAUAAAGAAAAUGAUACUAUCACCGUCUACCUAUAAUUGUGUCUACACUGAAUCUAUAAAAAUACUGUUCCAGGUAGUUGUAAAACGUGGUAGGUUUUUUAUUUUCCAUCAAAAGCUUAUUUUCUUGAAUUGUCAUAUAAAACAUGUUCUGUUAUAUAUGACACUUGUGGUUUUUUGUUUGUUUUUAAUCAGUAUUGCUCAGCUCUGGCUUAUGGUGGUGUGGGGAAUUGAACCUGGGACUUUAGAGCCUUAGACAUGAGAUUCUCUUUGCAUAACCAUUAUGCUAUCUACCCCCACCCACACUUGCUUCUCUAAAUAGAAGUUGUUUGCUCACUCCUUCAUAAUAGUAUAUUAUCAGCAGCAUGUUUAUGUUUCUUAGUAUAUUACUAGAUUUAGUCAGAUGUAGUAUAUUUAUUGGUCAUCUUUGUUAAAAUUUAUUAUCUGAAGAAAUUAUUUCAAAUUUGAGGAAAAGUUAGCAUUUUCCCUAGAGAAGUGUUAAUGUUCACCUUGUGGCUUUUGCUUUACUUAAUGACUUAGUUUUGCCUGUUUCGAUAUUUGUUCAUUUAACACCACAACUGUUGUUUCAUUUGAAGUUAUUUUUUGUGGGGAUUUUCCUUGACUAAUGUCUAUAAAAUUGCUUUUGAUGAAAAUCAACUUUGCCAGCUAAAAUGGUCCUCAUGUUAGGAUUCCCACAUAUCUGUAUGUUUUAGAAGGAUAGGUAGGAUAUAGAUCUAUCUUUAAGGAAAAAAGAAAUCAUCAUUAGGUGUUUUAAUUGUCAUUUCUUCAUGUUAUGAAAUUAGAAUGUUAUUACUUUUUGUUGUUGUUGUUACUUUUUUUUUUUUUUCUCUUUUAACCAGAGCACUGCUCAGCUCUGGCUGAUGGUGGGACAAGGGAUUGAACCUGGGACUUGGAAGCCUUAGGCAUGAGAGGUUUUUUUUGCACAACCAUAAUGCUAUUUUCCCUGCCCUGUAAUAUGAAAUUAGACAUAUCACUUUACUUUUCAAGUUUCAGGAGCCUUAUGAAGCAGUCAGAGCCUUGUAAAAGGUCUAAAAAGACCAACAGUUGUGUUAAUAUUGACCAUUUGUCUGAGUAUGGAGCUUAAAAAAAUAGCUGAGUGGGCUGAGUGGUGGUACACAUGGUUGAGUGCACAUAUUACAGUGCACAAGGACCCAGGUUCAAGCCCUGGUCCCCACCUGCAGGGGGAAAGCUUUGCAAGUGGUGAAGGAGUAUUGCAGGUGUCUCUCUGUCUCCCUUCCUCUCUAUCACCUCCUUCCCCCUCAAUUUCUGGCUGUCUCUAUCCAAUAAAUAACGAUAAUAAAAUUUUUUUAAUAGUUGAAAGAACUAUGUAACAAUAGUAAGAUGGCCUUCUUUAUCAUGGGAAUCAGUGAUUGUAAGCAGUUUGACUUGUAAGCAGUUUAAUAACAAGAAUGGACUUAAUGUUAUUCCCGUUAGGUCAUACCUGUGCUUUACUAGUUAAGCUUCUAAUUGUGAUCUAUGCUCUCUGUCUCAUUUCAGAGACAUUCCACACUUCUAAAACUAACAUCUGUAGUUUAUGAUACAUUUUUGGCUAGCCAGAUUUUUUUCCUGGCUAUAGAGAACAGUACUUGUAGUCAAGAUACACAAUUGCCAGUUACUUUGAUUAAAAAGUUUCCAGGUAAUACACUAAUUUUAUCUCUAGAAAAUCAUGUGAUCUGAUGAAGUAUCUUACUAUCUGAAAGGAAUAAAGCCCCUGCACCCAUGUGGUGUAGAGUUUGGAAAUUUAAAUUCAUCUAUAUGUAAUAAUCUGUAAUAAUUCAGUCACCAUCAAUACUAGAAUCAUCAGACUAAAUUGUAUACUUGUCACAUAUUCUGACCACAUAUCAUGGAGUUUUUUGUUUUUUUUUCCAAUUGUGAUCAUCCCUACUGUAGUUGUAUUGUUUUUAAUAAUGAUGCUCAUAGGCUUGGUUCAUGCACACUCCACAUUAAUCGAAUGUUUUAAAGAAGCAAUCCUCAUAGUAGCCCAAAAUCCAAGAGUUCAAACAAAAGUCCUUCUCUGUAAAAUCUCUUAAGAAAUAACAGAAGCAAGAGUUCUGAAUUUCAAGGUUGGCAUGUUGAAACAGCACACAUUUGAUUAUAUGUUUUCAAGAAUUGAAUUUUUAAAUUGUACUCUCAAUUGUGUUUUCUUUAAUAAAUCUUUUACAAAAAUCUCUACCUCAGGCACUAACUGUUAGAUAUGGUUAGCAUAUUGAUACUGAAAAACUUAGCUAGGACUUCCAACUUUUAAACCAGCAGUCUAAUGUCACAUGGUGUGCAGUCUGGAUAUUGUGUGAACAACUAAGAAAUUGCCCAUUCUAGUGCCAAAGAUCACUUACUGAUUUUGUUCUGUAUAGUUGAUGUAAAACUUUAUGGUAGGGACAGACUCUGUGCUCAGGGCCUUGUCUCUAUAAAGAUUCUGUCAGUUUCAAAUGUUUUGUAAGUUCCAAAUACAAUUUAGAAGAUUC
Messenger RNA from Erinaceus europaeus (western European hedgehog), 6063 nucleotides. It is a transcript of the gene GJC1, whose product is annotated as gap junction protein gamma 1. The transcript has a single exon. The coding region runs from base 37 to 1227 and encodes 396 amino acids. Gene Ontology annotation, biological process: cell communication. Gene Ontology annotation, cellular component: connexin complex. Lineage: Eukaryota; Metazoa; Chordata; Mammalia; Eulipotyphla; Erinaceidae. The record is from RefSeq and is a predicted model, not a curated record.